UUCCCAAAAUUGUCAUACCUGAGUAACUUCUGUCGUCAAACAUCACUCCUGCUUCGCCCUUCCACAAAUUGAAAGUGGUCGUUUUAUUCCAAAAUUGGUACAUCACGGCUGUAGGAGCUCUGAGUAGACUAACCAUGAUAUGCAGAAUUCAUUUCUGGUAUUUAUUUUAAAAUCCAACUACUUCCCACUCGAAUAUUUGCCCAGUAAUUUAUCGACUUAAAUUUUGACCCAGCCAUUUUCGCAAAAACAACAAAUUGCUCCAUUUUCGCGCAAAGCAUGACGGUAUUUUUGAGCGCCAAUUACUCGAUAUUCUAAAAAAUCUCCUCUUAAUUUUACUUCCGGUCGACGUCCGUGUUGUAAAAAACGUCACUUGCUUAAGCUCACUAACAAGCGGCUAAAAAUGCCUCUUGACCGGUCACUUUUUUACCUCACCGAUCAUUUUGACCGGCCACAUUUUCAUGCCUUCUGAUGUGAUUCUGACGUCUUGAAUUAAAACAUGAAACUAUGAUGUAUCGAAACAAGUUUCUGAUAGUUUGUUUCACUGUUAGUGUAAGCGAAUCAAUGACUGGUCAAAAACAGAUUUUGACCGAGCUAAAAUCAAGUUGACCGGUCAUUUUGACCGGAGACCUAUCUCCCGUUAUUUUGAGCCUCAAUUGACUUUGUUAAGCUGUUCUUCGCGCGUGAAGUAUAUAUGAUUACCAGUUUAGUAAUUAUCAUGCUUUUACUUUAUUUUCUGCAGGAGAAUAAAUACAAGGAAGCAAUUGGAUUUUAUGAACCUAUCGUCAAGAAACAUUACGAUAAUGUAAGAAAGAUUGGAAUUAAACCAGAUGAGAGUGCAUGAAAGUUGACAGUCACGAGACCUUCGUUAGCUGUUCUUAAUGCUUUCCCAACACUAUCAUGUAUUCCUUUUUUUUGUUAAAACAUAGCUGGAACACGCAUCAUAACUUUAUUUUGUUAAUCUAUGCUAUCAACUCUCAUCCACGUUUGACCAAGCCUGGUUACCAGGGCUUUAUAUAUUGCUUUUCUAUAGGGUGUACAUUUGGGUUCACCACCGUUACUUUAUAUUAAUGUUCUCUUGCUUUUGUUAGAUACUCACUGUCAGCGCAAUCGUACUGGCCAAUCUGUGUGUCUCGUACAUAAUGACAAGUUGCAAUGAAGAGGUUGGUAUUUGCCUUUGGUAACAACCAUCUCAACUGACAGCCAAUGCUUUUUAUGUAAAAUCUCUACAUUUAUAUAUAUUUCAAGCUCAAAGCCCUCCAUCCGUAAGCGUGGAUUUCAUUGGUAAAAGUAAUGGAAAAAACACGGACAUUUUAAGACUCCGCCCUCCCCUAUACUGGUUGCCGAAGUAACAUGUUUUGAAGACUUGCUGUAAUAUAUUCUAUUGAUCGGUUUUAGGCUGAAGAACUGAUGAGAAAGAUUGAAAAAGAGGAGGUCGGUAUUACAUGUUCAUGCAACUUUUGAAAUGCAAUUCACUGAUGUAUGCAGUGACAGUUUCCUCUAUAGUAUCACUGUACUUACAAGAUCCUCUGCAUCCAAUUAUAUCCUUCCAAUUUCUUUACAGGAACAAGUUGCUUAUGACGAUCCAGACAAAAAGAUCUAUCAUCUUUGUAUUGUUAAUCUUGUUAUUGGGUAAGUCUGAAAUUUAAACAUGGUGUCGAACACUUCACUCUCGUGCAGCAGAUGGUGGUCAACUUGCAGUUACCAGAGUGAGAAAAUAAUGUUCAUUCUUUUCAUCAUAUGUAGUAGUCUUGUAUUUGGAGGCAAACAAAUAGAAUUGGGAGCUGUAGUUUAACCCACUGAAAGUCAACCUCGAACCCAGGCUUUCAUUCUGUGCACCUUUUCAAGCGAGAAGAGGAGCGCAGAAUGAAAGCCUGGGUUCGAGGUUGACUGAGAGCCAGCGCUCUCCCAAUCGUUUGGUAGUAGGGCGCAUUUGGGCGCAAUGUAACUUCAUGGGUUAAGAUGUAGCUUAAUUUCCUUGCUUCUUUAGUGUCAACAGUUCUGACCACCGCACCGACCGGCUGUCCUGUGUAAUCGGUCAUAAGAAUACGAGUGUUUCAGAAACCAUCAAGUUUAUUUUGUAUUAUUAUUUCAGGACUCUCUACUGUGCCAAGGGAAACUACGAAUUUGGAAUGUCAAGAAUUAUCAAGAGCGUCGAACCAUACAACAAAAAGGUAUUACCCUAAUGUAUAUCUUACUACAUUUAAAUGUUUAAUAUUUAUUCAUUAUUUUAUUCGCACUUAGCUUGGGACAGACACCUGGUACUACGCCAAAAGAUGUUUUAUAAGUCUCCUUGAGAACAUGGCUAAACACAUGAUCAUGCUACGAGACAGCAUCACAGAAGAAAUCAUCCAAUUUCUGGAGCAUUGUGAAGGUAGGAGCAAGGAUGGGGGGGGGGGGGUUAGUGCCCUGCCCUUUACUGCUACUAGAGAGUUUCAGACUACCGCUACCUCGCAUUGGCUUAAUGCUCAUCCGAUUGGUUAAUUGGGUAGAUGAAACGCAUCUGAUUGGUUAAUACUAAUGGUAAUCAAAUCUGAACAUCUCUGAGUGGCAACCCUACCCUGACUUUGUUUGUUUAUUUGUUUAUUUAACUUUGCCAACUAGGGCAGGGUCACCACAACAGCAUAUGCCAAUUACUGUGGGCCCUUACUUAUCCCACCCUGUCAACUUUCCCUGUGGGAGGAAACCGGAGUACCCGGGGAAAACACACGACGGCACGACUUUCGACAGAGCGUUGACUUUUACUCUUUUCACACGAGGACUGGGUUCGAGUCGCAUUGAGAAAGUUCUCACUGAGAUUUGAACCUCAGAGGUGAAAGGCAAGUGCGCUAACCACUUUGCCACCGAAGCUCCAUACUUUUGAGUAGAGUUGUGGUUGGGUAUCUUCUAUUGCUUCGAGGGAUUUUUUCCAGGUACACCGAGUUGUGUCCUUUGCAAUUUAGCAUUUACGCCUUAGCUGCUAUAAAGGGGAUGAUUAGCACCAACCUUACUUUACUGUAAAAUGGAUCUAAUUGUAUUUUUCUAGUGUAUGGUCGUAACAUACCGGCGUUGGUUGAACAGCCGCUGGAGGAGGAGAAGCUACAUCCGGGCAGAAAUACCGUGACAUACGAAGCUCGACUGUUGAAGAGUUUAUUCCUGAAAUUGAAAUAAUUUUCUGUAAACAUUCGUCUUAUCAUGCAACUAUUUCAUAUUCUUUGCCAGUCAAAUCAUUGAAGGACAAAGCUUUCCUAACUGUGGGUUUCAAUAAGAAGUGUCUUAUAUAAUGGUGCUACACACUUUGAAUGUUUGCAACCAUUACUGUGAAUACGUUUUGUAAAUAACUCAUUAAAUAUCAUUAAAUUAUCAGAAGAUAAGUAUUCAGUAAUCUGUUUAUGAAUUCAUUGUUUGUCGAUCAGG
Molecule: messenger RNA, 3393 nt
Organism: Paramuricea clavata
Lineage: Eukaryota; Metazoa; Cnidaria; Anthozoa; Malacalcyonacea; Plexauridae
Source: the annotation of a GenBank genome assembly